Plenodomus lingam JN3 is the source of this 726-nucleotide messenger RNA. RefSeq lists its product as uncharacterized. NCBI's taxonomy places the organism in Eukaryota, Fungi, Ascomycota, Dothideomycetes, Pleosporales, Leptosphaeriaceae. The record is from RefSeq and is a predicted model, not a curated record. Gene Ontology annotation, molecular function: sugar-phosphatase activity; beta-phosphoglucomutase activity.
AUGAUACAUCACGCGCCCUUGUUCCGCGCGCCUGCGCAGACCAUCAAAUACAAUGGCUUGCUAUUCGAUAUGGACGGCACCAUUAUUGAUUCCACUGAGGCAGUCGUAAAGCAUUGGCACAAGAUAGGAAGAGAGAUCGGCGUUGACCCCAACGUGAUCCUCGAGACCUCGCACGGCCGAAGAUCCAUCGACGUACUCCAGAUCUACGAACCCAAACUUGCAAACUGGGAAUACAUUUCGCACGCAGAAGGAUUGAUUCCAAAGGAAUUUGGCCAGGACGCAAUCGAGAUACCAGGGUCCCGCGCGAUCCUGGACAAGCUCGAGCAAGAGGCUGUUCCAUGGGCGAUCGUCACUUCAGGCACGCGACCUCUGGUAAACGGCUGGCUCAACGUCAUGCAGCUAGCACACCCGAAGAAUCUCGUCACCGCAGAAGACGUGCCAAACGGUAAACCGGACCCGACCUGCUAUCAACUGGGCAAGGCGAAAUUAGCUCUGGAUCAGCAGGAUCCUUCAAUUGUAGUCUUUGAAGACGCGCCUGCUGGUGUCCGAUCGGGAAAGGCUGCAGGGUUUACGGUAGUUGCGCUUUGGACGACGCACAAGAUCGAGCAGCUACAAGAGGCUGGCGCUGAUUUUAUUGUCAAAGACAUGGAGAGCGUUACGCUCAAGUCGUGGAACCAAUCAACAGGCGAAGGCGAACUUGAGAUUGUGAACGCGUACGAGGGAUAG